Molecule: messenger RNA, 657 nt
Organism: Zeugodacus cucurbitae (melon fly)
Lineage: Eukaryota; Metazoa; Arthropoda; Insecta; Diptera; Tephritidae
Gene: Bet5
Product: trafficking protein particle complex subunit 1
Exons: 3
Coding region: 77-514 (145 amino acids)
Biological process (GO): endoplasmic reticulum to Golgi vesicle-mediated transport
Cellular component (GO): TRAPP complex
Source: RefSeq, a predicted model, not a curated record
UCUAAUUGUCAUUUCAAUAUAAACAAUUUACAAGUUGAGAAUUUAUUUAAUCAUUCCAGUGUAUAUUAAUUCAGCGAUGACUAUUUAUCAUUUAUAUAUUUUUGACAAAUUCGGCACUAUGCUUUAUUAUGCCGAAUGGAACCGUACAAAAAAAUCUGGUGUUAGCAGAGAAGAGGAAGCGAAGUUAACCUACGGCAUGCUCUUUUCAAUAAAGAAGUUCGUCAGUAAAAUAUCUCCACAUGAUCCACGCGAAGGAUUUCUUUACUACAAAACAAACAGAUAUGCGCUUCACUACAUGGAAACACCUUCUGGUCUCAAGUUUGUGCUAUAUACCGACACUGCGGCAUUGAAUGUGAAAGAACUCCUACAGCAAUUGUACAGCAAAAUCUGGGUGGAGUAUGUCGUGCGUGACCCACUUUGGAAUCCAGGGACUCCUGUAACAUCCGAACUCUUUCAAACGAAAUUAGAUGAAUUUAUAAAACAGUCGGCACUUUAUGGCAUACGUAAUAUAUAAUAUAUGCAUAAUUUCAUUAGUGCAAAUUUCAUUUUACACAUUUACGUUCCGUUGGGUAACUAUUCGCUCAAUAUAAGUAUAUGUUAUAAAUAUUUUUUAAUUAAAUAUUAAACAAGUAUGCAAUUAUUUUUACUUAAAUUAAA